CUUGUUAUUCGUAUAUUUCGUUGUACCUAUAUUAUUUAUUUGCUUGUGCUUGCACACUUUGCACAGACAGUUGGAGUAGUUGGACUGGGUUAGUUGGUUUGACCGUUUACAUAAUGCAUUUUAUUUAAAUUGUUUACGUUGAGUUUGUGCCAGGGAUAUAGUAAUUGUAUUGCGAUUUAGUCAGUGAGUCGUACGCGGUUGUAGCGAGUUGGCAGCAGUAGCAAGUUGUAUUGCAAUUAUGAUGCAGUAAUAAAAUAAUUUUACAAUAGCUUUAUUUACUUACUAGAAUUUAAAGAGUUGACUUCUUGUGGUUGUGGUCCGUAUAUAUUAUAUACUAAAGUUUGUCCAAGCAUAAUUUUCAAUUUACUUCAAUACAUUUUUUAAUAUAUGAAAUGUCUACUAUUCUAAAUGAAGACUUAGUUCGUAAUUUAAUUGCUAAAGCCGGCGUUCCACUAGUAUUUAGAAGUUUUAUAAAAGACUGGCCUCUAUGCCAAUGGGAUAAGGAAAAAUGGUGUUCCGUAUUUGGAGAUAAAGAAAUUCCUUUCCGAUGUAUGAAAAAGAAUUUUAUGUCCGAUGAGCCCUGUUGGGAGAGAAGAUCUACAAAGAAGAAAAUGACUUUCAAAAGUUUUGUAGAUAACUUGCAGAGUAGUGAAGAGUGGAUGUAUUUUGAUUAUAAAUAUAUGCAUCAAUGGUUUAAUGGAGAUAGUGAUUUGUCUAAGAAUGUAUCAUGGAAACAGUUUGGUUGUGCAGACAAGGGUAUAGCAGACAGCACCCUGUGGGUGGGGAGCAGCGGGGCCCAUACCCCCGCACAUAAGGAUACAUAUGGUGUCAAUAUAGUUGCUCAGUUGCAUGGCAAAAAAAGAUGGAUUCUGUUUCCUCCAGAGACCGGUGGGCUGAAACCCACAAGAGUUCCAUAUGAGGAGUCCAGUGUCUACAGUGAACUCAACUUCUACUGCCCUCUCAAUCUGGAACCUUUCAGUGGUUUAGUAGGAGGUAGAUUAGUGGAACUUAAUGCGGGUGAUGCGCUCUUUGUGCCCCAAGGUUGGUGGCAUUAUGUGCAAAAUGUAGAUCCUCUCAACAUUACCAUGAAUAUUUGGCUACCACACGAAAAGGACACUUCAACGCAAAUUUCGGAGGCCCUUAUCAAAAUAUUUGUUGCCCAAAUCUGCAAGGAUUUGCCCCAAGAAACGGCAAAACUCAUUGUUAACCCUACAGAGGAUGACUUAUCAGACACGCCAUUGGCAGUAUUAUUCUUGCAACUAGAGACAGUUGCGAACACAUAUUUAGACAAUCGACGCAAGACGCGUCGUGCGAAACGACAGAAAACUUGCGAAGACGACUGUGCCGGCACCACCGUUACGCAGGAAUUCGACUUGAAAAGUUUACUUGAAAAUGAACUGAACCAUUUAGAAAUGGCUCAGAAUAUAACCAGUGAAGAUCUGAUUAAUAUAUUGAAAGGUAAUAUCAGAGUGUAUGCGAAUUCAGAGGAAGCGCCUGAUGAUGAAGAAACGGACGGUGCUACAUCUAGCAUGUGUCUCACUAAGGCCGUCAUAGACUCGUUCAGUCAGAGCAACGUCAUAGAGCUGGUGAAGCAGAAUCUAUUUGCUCGAUUGAGUUAAGCUUUUUCCAUAUGGUUUGUGAUUUAGGUUAGAUUAUGUAAGCACAACGCAAGUCUGGUGAUAAGUUAAAAGUGACUGCAAUAAUGUAUAUAAAAUGUGAUUUAUAGAUUUUAAACUUAUAGUAAUAUUCAUUUAUCAGUAGAAAA
Pectinophora gossypiella (pink bollworm) is the source of this 1765-nucleotide messenger RNA. RefSeq names its product HSPB1-associated protein 1 (gene HSPBAP1). The transcript has 6 exons. The coding region runs from base 393 to 1619 and encodes 408 amino acids. Gene Ontology annotation, molecular function: 2-oxoglutarate-dependent dioxygenase activity. The record is from RefSeq and is a predicted model, not a curated record. NCBI's taxonomy places the organism in Eukaryota, Metazoa, Arthropoda, Insecta, Lepidoptera, Gelechiidae.